Molecule: messenger RNA, 1142 nt
Organism: Drosophila guanche
Lineage: Eukaryota; Metazoa; Arthropoda; Insecta; Diptera; Drosophilidae
Exons: 2
Coding region: 136-1089 (317 amino acids)
Source: RefSeq, a predicted model, not a curated record
UAAGUAAAAAUAUCCAGCAAAGGCACUCCAUGAAAAUACUUUGAAAUUAAUGUUCUCGUUAAAUUUGAUUUUUCACUUCGAUACAAGCUCAACUCGAGUUUCUACUCACAAUAUACUCACAAUUUUCGGAAAAAUAUGUUAAGUAGCGUAGAUGCUCUGUUUCUGGCUGCCUUGGGCCUCACCACCUGGUGGGUAGUUGGUUAUUUUCAAGUACUCGAGCAACACAAUAGCUCUCAAGACUUUGACGUGGAGCUGUACACAGAACACCAUGGCGUCACGUAUAAACAACGGUCAUGCGAAAACCACAGUGCAGGUGUUCCCCGAUUUGUUCUCACCUUUGAAAUUAUGGCCAGUUUCGGCAUCCUCUUCUGCCUCACAUACGCCAUGGUCAUGGCGUUGAAGUUCGUGGCGGCGCGCGUACGACUCUUUCGGCAGGAGGAGCACGUUGAGGAGGAGGACUACCCUCGGCAGCUGAGGGAGAAAGUUAGCAAGUUGGGGGAAAGAUUCAUGCUGAUGCAUGAACUGCUGAUAGAGCAACGGUUCAGUGGUGGAUUGGAGCAACAGACCAGUGGCAGUGACUCAGAGCCAAAGUCCAGUGGGAGUGGCUCAGAGCCAAAGACCAGUGGGAGUGCCUCAGAGCCAAAGGAGAGUGGCAGCGGCUGCUUGGAGCUGCAGGCCACUGCCAAUGUCUGUUUGGAGAUCCAGCCCAGAGGCAGUUCAUGCACUAAUAUCGGUCAUGGCAAUGACGACUCCCACAGCGAACUGUGGAACCAAAAGAAGGACCUCUGCUCGGGCUCGACACGUGGUACGAACAAUGUGGCGAACGUAUCGACGGCGCCUCAGUCCGCGGUCUCGUCCCAAUCCAACCAUUUCAUUUACAUCAACAGCAGCCAAAUCCACAUCCAUGCAAACAUUAACAAUACGGAGUCUAUCAACUUGGAGCAGGUACGCCAGUAUGCGAGGAGACCGAGUGUUUUCCUCCAGAUUUCUGAUAACUAUAUAGACGUACUCAGGGACAGGCUAGUGGGAAGCAGUUGCAAUGUUGGCCUGCCUGCGCCAUACCUACAUGCACAUGACAGACCGAACUAAAUUUAAAAAUAAACAUUUUAAAAUGCUUUCAUGGCGCCAUUAAUGAAACAAUA